GGGGACGGGGACAGGGACCGGGGGGGGGGGACAGCGGUGCCCGCCAGCCCCUUCCGCGGCCUUUGUGGCGCUGUCACAUGGGCCGGGUGCGGGAUUUAAGCGGGGGCUCCGCAGGACAUGCCGGGAGCGGCGCGCCGCAGCCCUCCGUGCCCGCAGCGGCAGCGCUCCGCCCGGCCGGGGAUGCGGCGGUAGCGGCCCCGCGAUGAGCGGCUCCUCCAUGGCGAAAAGCGAGUCCCGCACUUCGCUGCUCAGGGCGGCGGGGAGCAGGAGGGCUCCGGGGGGAUCCCCCCAACCCCAAUCCCAACCCCAACCCCGCGGGGGCCGCGCCCGGGCUGGCAGAGGGCAGGCGGGGAGGGAGCCGAGCCCCGAGGCGCUCCCCGGGGAGCCCAGCGCCCGCAGGCCGCUGUGCCAGCCCCCUGCCCGCGAGGACGGGGCCAGGGGAGCGGGGAGGCUGCCGGCCGCCGGGGGGGACGGGCAGCAGGAGCCCGCGGAAGGAGGAGGCAGGGGAGCCAGGCACCGGCACCGCCACCUCCCGCCGCACGGCAGCCACGGGCACCCCCCGGAGCAGCAGCAGCAGCAGCUCGCGGCCAGGGAUGGGCAGGAGGAGGAGGAGGAGGUGGAGGAGGAGGAGGACUUUUUCUUCGGGCACAGGCAGAGGGCCAGCAGAGAGUCCCUAAAGCUCUCCGAAAACGCUUCGCCUCCGUCCAGAGCCGGCAGCAAGUGCUCCGCCAAGUCCAGCGGCGGCGAGAGGCCCCUGGAAGCCGACCCCCUCUUCCACCAGCUGCACCCCAUGCUCAGCUCGGUCUUCGGCCAGAUCCGCCAUGAGGAGAAGACGUGCUAUAAGGCUGUCCAGACGAGCGAAGAGGGGCCGUCGGCCUGCGAGUACCAGGGUCCGCUCAUGGUGCUGGCCCAGAACUGCGCCGUCAUGCACAACCUGCUGGGGCCAGCAUGCAUCUUCCUGAGGAAGGGCUUCGCAGAAAACAGGCAGCCUGAUAGAGAACUGCGCCCAGAAGAAAUCGAAGAAUUAAGAGAAGCCUUUAAGGAGUUUGAUAAAGACAAGGAUGGGUUUAUUAACUGCAGGGACCUGGGGAACUGCAUGCGAACCAUGGGCUACAUGCCUACUGAGAUGGAGCUGAUAGAACUCUCCCAGCAGAUCAACAUGAACCUGGGUGGCCAUGUGGAUUUUGAAGAUUUUGUUGAGCUGAUGGGACCAAAGCUGCUGGCAGAAACUGCAGACAUGAUUGGUGUAAAAGAGCUCCGUGAUGCCUUCCGAGAGUUUGACACCAAUGGCGAUGGGGAGAUCAGCACCAGUGAGCUGCGAGAAGCCAUGAAGAAGCUUCUAGGACAGCAGGUGGGUCAUCGGGAUAUCGAAGAGAUCAUCCGGGACGUGGACCUGAACGGCGAUGGGCGUGUUGAUUUUGAAGAGUUUGUUCGCAUGAUGUCCCGUUGAAGGUUAUUCUCAGCUAACGAAUCAGCACCUUAGAGAGGGCAGAAGAGGACCUAGAUGGAGCAUCUAGCCCCGAUGUUCCCACAUGAAGGUUAAUCGGCUGGCUGCAACUGGGACAUUGCAAGAUGACCUGCUGCUCCUUCCUCACGGUGGUCCCCAUGCCCCUCCACCCUUUCACACUGUGAAAGACUUGCAACUUCCUACAACUGGAACCAUUCCUUCAAGAUGACUGCAGGAAACCGCAGAGCCGGGACUUGCCAUGAUGCUUUCAUGGGAUAUUUGCAACUUCAGACUCCUCCUCCCCAGCCUCCCACCAGCUGCUGCAAAGCGAGAGCGGGAGAAAUCCUGGUGGCUGGGUGGAUGAGAACAAAGCCAUUGGGACUGGUGGCGGCCUCAGGGCGUGCUCUGCACUUCUUGGUUUCCCUUGGUGAACCGUGUCUGUGUUUGCUGUCUGUGUGUGUGUCAAUCUGUGUGGGGUUAUUUAUGCUUCCUCAGCACAUAUUCGCAUCUCCUGUGGUUAUGUUUACCAAGAGAAAAUUCAAAUACAUGUCUUGCGGGGGGAAAGCGAUAAAUCUGCACGCUGAAACGAG
Messenger RNA from Anas platyrhynchos (mallard), 2037 nucleotides. RefSeq names its product calcium binding protein 1 (gene CABP1). Lineage: Eukaryota; Metazoa; Chordata; Aves; Anseriformes; Anatidae. Gene Ontology annotation, molecular function: calcium channel regulator activity; calcium ion binding. The record is from RefSeq and is a predicted model, not a curated record. Gene Ontology annotation, cellular component: cytoplasm.